AUGGCAAGCCUCUUACAGCCCGUUACAAUCGGCGAUAAGCUGCCCCUGAGGAACCGUGUGGUGAUGGGCUCGAUGACCCGCAACCGCUGCAUCGACAACAACAAACCCGGCCCUGCGCAAGUGAAGCACUACUCCGACAGAGCCAGACACGGCGUCGGCCUUAUCAUCAACGAAGGAACCUUUGUGGACUGGACUGGUUGCGACUGGAUGCACUCGCCCGUCAUGAUUGACGAGAGCCACGCUGAUGCCUGGCGGAAGGUAACUGAUGCUGUGCACGAAGAAGGAGGGAAGAUCUUCUUUCAGGCGUGGCAUGCAGGCCGCAUACAGCAUGACCAAAUGCCAAUCAUGCUGGAAAAGGAUCGACCUGUUUUAGCACCGUCAAGGAUUAAGGCUGAAGGUGGGAAAUACCGUGACAUUCCGGGCUGUCCUGGGCAUACAAAUAAUAUCCAAGCCAUUAAGGAUCCUCGGGACGUCAUCGAAACGUACCGGCACUCAGUCAUGCUGGCUAAGAAGGCGGGCUUUGACGGUGUCGAGCUGCUGGCGCAAGGUGGAUACCUCCCCCAGCAGUUUCUCAACUCCCGCGCCAACAAACGAACCGACGUCUACGGCGGCUCCGUCGAAAACAGAUGCCGUUUUACCCUCGAGCUCGUCGACGCCCUCAGCUCUGUAUUCGGCAGUCCAGAGGCCAUCUGCGUCAAGAUAGACCCAACAGACAUCUACAACGACUCCGUCGUGACCUUCGACGAAAUGAAAGAGACAUACACGUAUCUGAUCAAAGCCCUCGUCGCACGCAAAGUGGGGAUCAUCAACAUCACCCGCCGCGGUGCAGAUACCAGUGCCGGGAAGGCCCAGAGGCCGGAAGGGUAUCCUUUACCUGCUGGCUACGACCCUGUCCUCGACUUCGGCCCGCUGGUCAAAUACCCCGGUAGCCCGACCCUGCUGAUGGCAAACUACGAUUAUACCGUUGAGGAGGCGGAUACUUUGGUCAGCGAGGGUAAACUUGACCUCAUAUCCUUUGCAAGGGCGUUUAUCUGUAACCCUGAUGUCAUCUCGCGUAUCAAGCACGGUAUCCCCUUUGCGCAUAAUGAUCGAGGCAGCGUCGUGCACUAUGGGCCCUACAGAACUCCCGAUGAGAAUUACAACGAUUGGCCUGCUGCAGUCAUUGAAGCAUAA
Aspergillus mulundensis is the source of this 1173-nucleotide messenger RNA. RefSeq lists its product as uncharacterized. Bases 1 to 1173 code for a protein of 390 amino acids. Lineage: Eukaryota; Fungi; Ascomycota; Eurotiomycetes; Eurotiales; Aspergillaceae. Gene Ontology annotation, molecular function: FMN binding; oxidoreductase activity. The record is from RefSeq and is a predicted model, not a curated record. The transcript is spliced from 5 exons.